CCCUCCCGCAGGCCCUGCCAUGGGGAGCGGCAGCAGCCGCCUGUACAGCGCGCUGGCCAAGGCGCUGAGCAGCGGCGCGGUGCCGCAGCCCCGCGAGUGCGCGGCGCCGCUCGAGCCCAUCGACCCCAAGGAGCUGCUGGAGGAGUGCCAGGCCGUGCUGCGGGAGCGCCCGCCCCGCUGCCAGCGCCACUUCGUGCCCCUGAGCGCCGGCGCCGCCGACAGCCACCGGCCCAUCCGCGUCAUGCAGUGGAACAUCCUCGCCCAAGCCCUUGGAGAGGGCAAAGACAACUUUGUGCAGUGCCCCAUGGAAGCUCUGAAAUGGGAAGAAAGGAAGUGCCUCAUCCUGGAGGAGAUCCUCGCGUACAAGCCCGACAUCUUGUGCCUGCAGGAGGUCGACCACUACUUCGACACCUUCGAGCCGCUGCUCAGCCGCCUGGGCUACCAGUGCACUUUCUUCCCGAAGCCGUGGUCGCCGUGCCUGGACGUGGAGCAGAACAACGGGCCCGAUGGCUGCGCCUUGUUUUUCCUCAAGGACCGCUUCGAGCUCGUCAACAGCGCUAACAUUCGGCUCACGGCAAUGAAGCUGAAAACCAACCAGGUGGCCAUCGCGCAGACGCUGAAGUGCUGCGAAACGGGACGGCUCUUCUGCAUUGCUGUCACCCACCUCAAAGCUCGCACGGGCUGGGAGCGGUUUCGCUCCGCGCAAGGCUGCGACCUUCUCCAGAACCUGAAGAACAUUACGCAAGGAGCAAAGAUCCCCCUGAUCGUCUGCGGAGACUUCAACGCAGAGCCCACCGAGGAAGUGUACAGGGAGUUUUCCAACUCCAGCCUCAACCUGAGCAGCGCGUACAAGCUGCUGAGCCCCGACGGGCAGUCGGAGCCGCCCUACACCACCUGGAAGAUCCGUCCCUCGGGAGAGUGCCGGCACACGCUGGAUUACAUCUGGUACUCGCAGCACGCCCUCAACGUGAACUCGGCCCUGGGCUUGCUCACCGAGGAGCAGAUCGGGCCCAACAGGCUGCCCUCCUUCCAUUACCCGUCAGAUCACCUGUCCUUGGUGUGUGACUUUAGCUUUAAUCAGGACCCUGACAGACUGUUGUAAUUCCCUGGGAUGCGGUGUCUUAAUUCACCACUUUUAUUUUCAAGAAACCUUUUGAAGCUGGAAACUAUGUAAGGAUGAGGAAGUACUCUUGACUGAAGGCUUUUUCCAGGCCCUUGUUUGGAAUUACACUUGCCGUUUGGAGCUCGUUAAUCUGAGGCCUCCACAGGGGGGAGAGAGAAAUCCGUGCUCUAGUUUUGUGUGUUUGUGCCCUAGCAGAGAGUUGGAAGGAAAAUAAGUUUCUCCUUUCAGUGUCCUCUCUGUCUAAGGCUUGAAUCCUCUAAUGAAGGUGGAGGCUCUCAGUGUUUAAAUUAAAAAUCACUCGUGUAUGUAAAACAACUCGCCCUGACAGCAUGCUAUUUUUAUUUAUUUCCUGUUAAGCUUGUGCAAGUACCAAAGGGAAUGAGGCUUGACAACUCGGUAAAGAUUUUUUUUUAUCCUUUUCAGUAUGAAGAAAGAUUAAUUAGUAUUUCAGAUAUGAAAUACAACCUUAUCUUCUCAUUUUUUAAGUGACUCCAGAUAAAAGUGUUGGUAAAAAGGAGUGUAAAUAGGUUCCCAAAGCACCGUUGGAGGAGGAAGCCUCUCCCCAUGGUAAGAGCAGGCGAGGAAGCAGGGCUCACUGCUGUACCUCAUACAGUACUAGCCCCACAUUUGCAGAAGAAAGUGCAUGUGUCCCGUGUACACACAGCCCGUAGCAUACACAGUAACUGGUAUCUUGUUUCUCCUGCACUUGCCCUCAGUGGACCUGCCUAACCAGGGAGUUUCUCCUCUGCUUCCACUCCUACGUCUCUGAAUGGUUUGGAGUUGUAGUCUCGUCAGUCUUCCUGUUUUGGUAAAGGGCCAAUAUCCUCAUGUUGUCAAAUGUAAAACUUGCUUUUAUUUAUCUUCAGAAUCGAAUGCGACACUGGAACCUGUUAGGAAAUCUCAUUAAUUUAUAGAGAGCAGUUGGUGAGCUUGUAUCUCACU
Messenger RNA from Nothoprocta perdicaria, 2065 nucleotides. RefSeq names its product nocturnin (gene NOCT). Lineage: Eukaryota; Metazoa; Chordata; Aves; Tinamiformes; Tinamidae. Gene Ontology annotation, molecular function: poly(A)-specific ribonuclease activity. Gene Ontology annotation, biological process: circadian rhythm. Bases 20 to 1102 code for a protein of 360 amino acids. The record is from RefSeq and is a predicted model, not a curated record. The transcript has 2 exons.